Plutella xylostella (diamondback moth) is the source of this 3965-nucleotide messenger RNA. RefSeq lists its product as uncharacterized. The record is from RefSeq and is a predicted model, not a curated record. Lineage: Eukaryota; Metazoa; Arthropoda; Insecta; Lepidoptera; Plutellidae.
AACACACAAAUUAUAUGUCAAAAAUUAUUGAAAAGGAGUGUCAAAUCGUCAAUAAAUAUUCCACGUUAUCUUUCCUUGUUUAUAAAUUUAGUCAGAAAACCAUCUAAUGCUAAAUUCCCAAGUGUAAAUACACACCCAUUCGACAGUUUCAAAGUAUCCUAAUGUUCAGUUAGUGCAAAAAAUAUCUAACCAAAAAUGGCAAGGUCGCAAAAGGAUGAUCAACCUUUCAGUGAUAUGCAGCAUCACACCUGGAACUAUCGCGGGGAAGCACCGGACGGCAGCGCGCCCGGCGGGCUCGGGGAGCGGGCCGCACCGCCGCUGUUAUCUAACAACCCCUUGAUGAGUGACAACAUGUAUGUCAAUACCAACUCGUUCGCCGCAAACGAUGUUUACUUGAACAAACGUCCCUACAACAUGACUUCGCAGAUGGGAGACGGGGCCCAUAAGGACGAAAAUAUCCCCAUAAACAACAUGCAGAACACCAACUGCCAGAACAAUCUCCAAAACUAUGCCAUGGUGAACCUGAACAAUGGGCAACUAGUGCGAGUGUUCUACGACGAAAACAACCGUCGUCUUAUGAUCCCCGUGACUGGGCAGUAUGAGUUGUUCAGCCCGAGCCAGGGCGCGCGCGACCUGCCCCCGCCCCCGCCCCAGCCGCCACUCUCUCACAUGUUCACUCUCAGCCAGGAGUACCUAUCUGACAACAUCCCCAUGCCGCAGCCCUCUGCUCCUGCACCAACCACUGUGUUUGGCAAUGAUCACAUCAACCAAGCAACUACGGUCCCAACUUCUAACUUUCUGAAGGAAGUUCUGGGCAAUUGGGAGCCUAACUCCUCUGGCACCUAUUCACCAUUUGGGCAGAACUAUCCACUGAACCAUCCAGAUGCUCCGGCUAUGAAUCUUCCUCAAAGCCACCCUGUGCCAGAGCCACAGUUCCAGGCUAACAUUGCUAAACCAGAAAACCACUCUCCUAAGCGAAGUGAUCCACUUGCUGACACAAGCAACAAGAAGAGGAUUGUGGCAGAAGUUAAACCAAUGCGUCCUUCCUAUUCUGACGUUUUGGCUAAAAACAAAAUCAAUGCACCAGAACCAACCCGUAAAACUAAAGUACCCAAUGUAGAGGCUAAAGUAUCAAACAAAUCCAAUAGUGCCAAGACAGAGAAAAUCUCCAAUGUCAAACAAGUUUCUGAUGACAAUAAACAGAAGAAUGAUAAGAAACUGAACAUGACAUCAUCUGGAAGUGAAUCUGGAGACUUCACCAAUGAAGACACGGACAAGCGCCAGAAGCCAAAUAAAAAAACCAAGAACAAGAAAAGCAACAUGCCUCGUAAAUGGUCUUCCCUUGAUGAUAUAACUAAUGAAGAGGACAGUUACACCCACAGCAAUGAUAGCCAGUUUGUGUUCAUUGAGAACCACACUGAGAAGCCAACUAAGAAGGAUAAAAAGUACCAUGACAAGAAAACAACUGACAAGAGUGCAAACCACUCUGAAGAGUACAAAUUAGAUGAUGAGGAUUCGCAGUUUGUCUUCCAAGAGAGUCCAGUGGAGGGUCUGAAGGCACGUAGGAAGAAAGAGAGCCGUAGUUACAAGCCACCAAAGCCCGUGGUGGAGAAGAAGAAGCCAGCGGUGAGCAAGUGGAGGCGGAACAAGCCGGGCUACGUGGGGCUGGUGCAGGGCUGGGCGGAGCGCUGGGGUGGCGCCUCCUGGAAGGCCCUGGUCUGGUUCCUGUACCUGCUCUCUGACAUCUGCCGCAUGAGCGCCCAUCUCACCUUUGAUUUAUGCACCUCAGUGUUCACGCAGUCCUACGUGAGCGGGCAGGCGGUGUGGCGGAGCACCAGGGAGUAUGUGCGCAAGCUAGCAGACAACAAGUACCUGCUGUACUUGGACAGGAAGUUCGGACAUACGAGGUUCGGCUUCUGGAGGAAGCUCAAGUGGUUUAAGAAAGAAGCAGAGGCGGACAACGGAGACUCUAAGUUGGACAGCAACAUACCGCUCCCGGCCACCGGCGAGGAAGCUAUGAAGAGGCUCCUUGCGUGCAAGGGAAAAGACCCUUACAGUAUCCUCGGCGUAUCCGUAUCCUGUACAGACGAGCAGAUCAAGCGGCACUACCGGCGGCAGGCGUUCCUGGUGCACCCCGACAAGAACCCGUGCGCCGGCGCCGAGGAGGCCUUCAAGAUACUGCAGCACGCCUUCGACCUUAUUGGGGAGCCGGAGCGCAGAGAAUCCUACGACCGUCGCGCGGUGGAGUCUCGCCACGUGGAGGCGGCGUGGGGCGAGCUGUCCCAGCUGCUGGCACAACUGCACCACAAGAUGGAGCGCGCCGCCAACACCAUCAGAUGCACGAACUGCGGGCGGCGGCACAAGCGCGUGCUGACGGAGCGGCCGUGCUACGCGGCGCGCUACUGCGCCAUGUGCAAGAUACGACACUCCGCUAAAGAGGGCGACAUCUGGGCGGAGUCGAGCCUGCUGGGGCUGCUGGUGAUGUACUACGCGUGCAUGGACGGCGCCGUCUACCAGAUCACGCAGUGGGCCAGCUGCCAGAAGAAGAACCUGAAACAGCUGCGGCCGGACUGCCACCUGGUGCAGUACCGCAUCGUGCUGGGGAACAAGGCGGCCGCCUGCGACCCCGCCACGCGACCCGCGCCCGGUCACGAUCCCAACUUAGAAGAGUUCUUGAACAAUCUGUACACGAAGUCCGGAGUCCCGAGCGGCGCCAACACCAAGCAGCCAACCAACGAUGCGGCCGACAAGAAACGACGCAAUAAAAAACCUAAAGCAUGAAAUACCUACCUGCCAUAGACAACUAGACUCGGCGAAAUAUUACGCGAGACCGUUAUUAUUCUGAGGACUAUGAUUCAAACCAAUACUAUUGAGCUCUGCCUUCAUAUUAGUUUAUAGUUGUAAUUAUAAAUCAAACAAGAUGCUAUUUCGUAAAAUUGUUCUCUUAGUUAUAAAGCGAAGCAAUCAAUUAGUUAUAAUUAAAAGUUUAAAACUAAAAUUAAUGUAAGGUUGCUUCUAAAUUCGCUAUGUAAGGCAGUACAGUCGGCGGAGAGUAUGAGUGAGUCCAGAUUUUAGGAGUUAUAAUUACAAUUGACUUGAUUCAUAUCACUCUACCGUUGACUGUACGUUGCAAUUUUUGAAUUUAUAUUAUUGAUUAGUUCUAUUUUAGUUUAAUCCCUGAAGAUUUUUGCGUUCUAUAUUUCAUUUAAAAGUUUUAAAUCAUUGCACUAUCCCUCUCAGAUUCAAUACAGUUACAAUAGUUUUUUUGAAUGACAAAUCUAAAUCUUCACUUAUAUUGCUCCAAGUUUUCAUCUGCUGGGCGGAAUAUUUUUUUAACUUCAUAGCUAGGUAUUAUUAGCUCGUGUACUGAAAUCCUCCAUUUCUAUAAAACUCGAAUCUAACACUUUGUUUAACCAAUAAUAAUAUACUUACGUUUUUCUGCUAUUAAGCUAAUUAUUUUGAAUUUAACAAAGGGUACAAUGCAGUUUUUGUUAUGUUACUUACAAAGUAUAAAUUCAUAUCAAAAUGAUAAUAAAAAAGCUAUUUUAUUGUUAUGCAUUGAUGAUUCAUAAUGAUUGUUUUCGAAUUCUGAAAUGAUUAUGUUCGGGACCAAAUAAAUCCAUGUGGCGUAACAAAAUGAGUACUAAUAUAUCGCCCUAUUUAAAAGUUUUAAAACUAUGUAUUUUUCAUUGCAGCAUAAUGUGUGUGCGUUUUGCGUUGGAUUAGUUCAAAAUUGUACCCUAAAAAAACUAAUAGUACAACUAAUUGCAUUCGUGAACAUGUAGGAUAUGUAAAGUAAUAAUACUAAUCUCACUGCCUUCUACUGAGAUUUUAGUCAAGAGAUGUGUUUUAGGUUUAAUCGAAGAGAUUACGCUGUGUUCUGAGUUAUAAAUAAUAACGUACUACCUGUUAGCGUAGUAGCAUUGCGCUUCAUGUGUCGAUCAAUAAAUGAUGUGAAAACUAAA